AUGGCAUCAUUAUCAUCAUCAACAUCAUCUAUACCUACUACAGCAUCAACUUCAACAUCUACUACAACUACAACUUCAAGUAGUACUACUGCUGGCAUGGCUGCUAGAGGUGCACUGCGUUCAUCAAUGUCAUCGGUUACACCAACGACUUUGGCAUCUUCAUCGGACUCUGCACCUCAGGAUGAAGCUACUACAUUGACCAUACAUUCGAUUCUCCAGUUUCUCAAGGAUAACAAUCAUACCAAAUCAUUUAUAAAGUUACAAGCAGAGAGUAAAACAUAUUUCGAUUUCAAUUAUAUGUCUGAACUAAUUGUGAAUGGCAAGUAUAAAAAGGCAGAACAGUAUUUACGUAGCUAUACCGAUGGAUCUUCGACCGACGUACAACAGGUUGCCGACACUAUAUUCUCAAGUAUAUACCGUUAUCACUUUAUGGAGCUGCAAGCAGAUGAAAAGGUCACUGAAUCAAUGGAUCUCUUCUUGAAUAAAAUUAAGACAUCACCAUUCUUCACCCAACAAGAUCAAAUUAAACUAUUGGCUCAUUUUGUAAAGAAUAGAACAGGUUCAAAAGUAUUAGCGCUGGUUAAUACUAUUAAAUCAUUGGUUUUGUUUAUAAAUGUAAAUCAACAGUUGAAACCACCCUUGGAUUUGGUGAAUUUGGUAAGACAACAUCAGAGACAACAGCUAUUGCCGAAACCACCUACUUCACCACCAUCACCACCAGUAGUGGCACCACCUGUAGUAAAAGUAAAAAAACAAAUAUCUUUUGACUACAGUCAAAAAGAGAGAACACCAUCGAAAGAGUUUGAUUCAAAUUACAAACCAACGCCAAUCCUGAGGAAUGCUCAUGAGAAGACACCCCAGAUUUCAUGGAUCGAAUUCGAAAAAAUUGAAAGAGAAAGAGAAAGAGUAGAGAAGGAUAAACAGGAGCAAGCACAAAGAGACAAGUCGAGACAACUGCGAGAGGUUGCUGGGCAAAAUAUAGACAUGGAUAGAGAUAGUGUUAGAUUGCAGAAAAAGAUUAACAGGUCGGAAAUGGAGGCGCAAGAAAGAGAAAGAGAAAGAUUGGAUCGUGAAAGACAAGAAAGAGAAAUACAAGAUAGAGAAAGACAAGAUAGAGAAAGAAUAGAAAGAGAAAGAAUAGAAAGAUUGGAUCGCGAAAGACAGGAGCAAGAUAGAGAGAGAAUAGAAAGAGAGAGAAUAGAAAGAUUGGAUCGCGAAAGAUUAGAUCGUGAAAGACAAGAACAAGAUAGAUUAGAAAGAGAGAGAUUUGAACGAGAUAGAGAAAUAGAAAGAGAAAAGGAGAGAGCGUUAAAAGAGAGAGAUGAUAAACUGUUCAAACCAUCUACACCACCAAUUAUCAAUUUCUCAUCGAACCUGUCGAAUAAGUUGAAAACAUCAACUGAAAAUGUACAUUAUCCACCUACACAAAUGCAGGCUUCCAACAGUCAAAUGCCUGCUCACAAUAUUCCACCUUCACAUCACCCACCACCAGCUUAUUCCAACCAAUAUCCAUACUCUUACAAUCCUUAUGGUUAUAAUUAUAACUAUUACUAUCCACCACAUCAACAACAUCCACCACAUCAACAACAUUCACCACCACCUCCUCCAUCUCAAGCUCCACAACAACAACAAGACGAUGGACCAGUGACAAUGGAUAUAGAAGCACCAGCCUACUCUCCACAAAACUUCCAUCCAUCUUCAUCAACUGCACCACCACCACCACCACCACCAGCACAAUCAACAACCAACCAAUUACCACAACAAACACCAACACCACCACCACCAGACAAACCAAAAUCAUUGUUCAGUUCAAGUAUAUUGGUACCAAAAUCAGAUUCAAAUUCAAACCAAAGCUUAGUACGACAAUCUAAUAUCUUUGGAAAUAACAAUGCAUCAUCAAGACAAAUCACCACUCAAAAUCAAACACUAACACCAGAUAUUUUAGAUUCGACACUAACUGGACCAGUGACCCACAUGUUUUAUUUCUCAGCGAAUGACAAUAGUUUUAUUUAUUCAGCACCAACAACCAGUUGUUAUAUAUUCCAAAACCGUCAGGUCAGAGAACAUACAUAUAUUUUCGGUGGAGACACACAUCAAACCAGCUCUCAUGUGAUUGUAGUAAACGAUGUCUUUUUUAUUUCGACCAAAGAUAAUACUAUUGGUGCUUUUAAUUUGGCUGAUUGUACCAUGCACAAAGAUAUUAGGAUUUCUCAAAAGACUUGUCCUGUGACUGCUCUAUUCUUUGGUGCAGAGAGUGGAAUGUUCUUUGGAUACUCAGAUGGUGCUAUUUUAGGAUCAAAUAUUUUUAAAAACUAUUCUGAAUUUAAAGAUAUGGAUCAUGGAGCAUCAGUGAGUGAGAUUAUAGCAAGCUCUAGAUAUCUCAUUUCACUUAGUAGAUUAAACAAUAGUUUAAGAUUUUGGCAGCUCGAUGGAUAUAAACCUGUUGAUGUACCAUUAGAUUUCGAUGGCGAUAUUCUACAUAUUCGUACCAUUCAGAAUAAACUAAUGAUUGUAUAUAGUAAUCAAAUUGUAAUACACGACCUUGAAAAUCCUCAAUUUGCUGCAAUAUUUCUACGUUCUUUUAAUGGUUCCUCUGAAUUGACAGAUGCUGUUUUUUUGAAUAAUUCAGAUUCAUUCAUUAUUAGUCAGACCAAUAAGAUUAUUCUUUCAAGAGUGGUCUCUGGUGAAUAUGAAGUUUUAUCCACUUUUGAAUUACCUCCAGCAAGCGGUAACAUCACUGUGAUUUGUCCUCACUCAACUAGACCAAAGUUUAUGAUUGGAACAAGCAAUGGUUUAAUCUAUGAAUUUAAUGAUGUUUUAAGAUAG
Heterostelium album PN500 is the source of this 2826-nucleotide messenger RNA. RefSeq lists its product as uncharacterized. The coding region runs from base 1 to 2826 and encodes 941 amino acids. Gene Ontology annotation, molecular function: protein binding. The record is from RefSeq and is a predicted model, not a curated record. The transcript has 8 exons. NCBI's taxonomy places the organism in Eukaryota, Evosea, Eumycetozoa, Acytosteliales, Acytosteliaceae.